Mesitornis unicolor (brown roatelo) is the source of this 693-nucleotide messenger RNA. Its product is annotated as killer cell lectin-like receptor subfamily G member 1. The coding region runs from base 1 to 693 and encodes 230 amino acids. NCBI's taxonomy places the organism in Eukaryota, Metazoa, Chordata, Aves, Mesitornithiformes, Mesitornithidae. The record is from RefSeq and is a predicted model, not a curated record. The transcript is spliced from 6 exons.
AUGGAUGAAGGGGUCACGUACGCUGAUCUGCGCUUGCCACCUGCACCAGCUCCUCAGCAGUCGGUGCGUCUGCCAUGGUGCUGGGCAGUCCUCAGCCUGGCUGUCCUCUCCCUCCUGCUCCUGGUGGCACAAAUCAUCCUAGUCGGCUUGAGCUUCCACUAUUUAAGACAACAAGCAAGAUGCACCCAUGGUCUCUGGAGCAUGGAGGAGAGCCCCAGCUAUGAGCAACAGACACUGCGAAGCCAAUGCCAGUUCUGCCCAGCUGGCUGGCUUUGGGAUGCAGGGCGGUGCUACUACUUCUCCUCUGCCAAAAAGAGUUGGGAGCAGAGCAGAGAGGCCUGCUGCUCUAGAGGGGCACAGCUGGUCAGCAUCCAAGCCAACACCACCCUGGCUUUCCUGGUGCGCACAGCCAACAUGGAGCUCUUCCACGUGGGGCUGAAGCGGGACAACUUCAGGUCUGACUGGAAGUGGAUGGAUGGCACCGCACUGAAGAGGCUCUUCCCCAUCCAGCGCUCCACCAGCUCCUUCCUGGCCUGCGGCAGGGUGUCAGGCUCAGGGCUGUCUGCUGGUCAGUGCGGGGAAGCCCUCGGCUGGGUCUGUGAGCAGAGGGCAGCCACCCUGCAGUGGCUCCGGUCCUUGCCCCCCACUUUCCUCUGGGGAAACACCACCUACACCUGCGCAGGGCCCUGGUGA